This is a messenger RNA of Mercenaria mercenaria, 981 nucleotides long. RefSeq lists its product as uncharacterized. The record is from RefSeq and is a predicted model, not a curated record. The transcript has a single exon. Bases 1 to 981 code for a protein of 326 amino acids. NCBI's taxonomy places the organism in Eukaryota, Metazoa, Mollusca, Bivalvia, Venerida, Veneridae.
AUGCGGUUUUUAAGGGAUCCAGCCGUCACAACACCCCUCAUCCACAAAAUGAUGUCGCUGGAUCCCAGCUUCACUCCACGACAGGUCCCUGGAGUUUCAUCCAGAUUCACUUCAGUCAAGUCAGAACUAGCAACUAUCCUUGGGAUUGACGUUAAAUUUCUAACUUCUGUGUGGUUCAAGACUGAUGUCCCAGCCAAAGUAGCAAAAACAACAUCUCAACCAGUGACCUGCACCAGUGCGAUAACUACAACACUAACAGCAACCUGUACCGAUAGAACAACAACAACAACAACUUCUUCAGCAGUGACCAGCACCCUUGUAAACACAACAACAACAACAACAACAUCUCAAACAGCGACCCGCACCAAUACAUCAACGACAGCAACAACAACAACUUCUUCAGCAGUGACCAGCACCAACGCAAUACCAACAACUACUACAGCAACAACACUUCUCACAACAAACACCGUCACGACAGCACCAGUGUUAACAACGACAAUCUUCUCGCCAAAACAAGCUGACUACGAAGAUGAUCUAGACUCACUUCACACACCGACACCUAUCUCUUUUGGUACUGACAGUCCACAAAGCUCACCAGAUCACCACUCAAAUGUAUCAUCACCAAGAUACCACAUUGACUCACCUCCAACACUUUUUAACUCAGCACCAACACCAUCAUAUGAGCCAACGACACCCAUCAUGAAGCAAGCAGCAUCAGCACCAACACCAUCAUAUGAGCCAACGACAACCAUUGUGAAUCAAGCAGCAUCAGCACCAACACCAUCAUUCAGACCAACAACAACCACCCAGAAUACAACAGCACCACCACCACCAUACCAACCAACGACCAUCAUGAAUCCAACAGCACCAACACAUUUGUAUGAACCAACAGCCACCACACAGAAUCGAGCAGCAGCACCAAUAUAUAGACCAACACCAAUACACAUCACUCCAUCUGUAUUAGCAAAAACACUUCGAUGA